Molecule: messenger RNA, 2073 nt
Organism: Lotus japonicus
Lineage: Eukaryota; Viridiplantae; Streptophyta; Magnoliopsida; Fabales; Fabaceae
Product: protein LAZ1
Exons: 5
Coding region: 228-1676 (482 amino acids)
Biological process (GO): transport
Molecular function (GO): transporter activity
Source: RefSeq, a predicted model, not a curated record
GCUUUAAUUUUUAUUAUUAUUAUUAUAGUGAUAGAGGGACAGCCGGCAGGUGGGAGCGGAGAGCGAUGAGAUGGUUUGCGACCUGAAUUGUUGUUUGACAAAUAGAUAGAUAGAUAGAGAGGGAAAUAACAUACAUACGGACUUGUUAGGUAAGGUCUGGUCAGGUGAAUUUUGGAAUUAUGGUGUAUUCUAGUGAUACUACUUAACUUAACUACCUACAUGCCUCAAUGAUUAUCAUUCAAUUACUCCACACGCCUCCUGUAUGGGCAACUAUAGUUGCUUCUGUCUUUCUCCUCAUGACUCUCACACUCUCCAUGUACCUUCUCUUUGAGCAUCUUUCCGCAUACAAGAAUCCCGAGGAGCAGAAGUUUUUGAUUGGAGUUAUCCUAAUGGUCCCCUGCUAUAGUAUUGAAUCUUUCGUAUCACUCGUCAAUCCAUCAAUCAGUGUUGAUUGCGGGAUACUCAGGGAUUGCUAUGAGUCCUUUGCCAUGUAUUGCUUUGGAAGAUACCUUGUUGCUUGCCUAGGUGGUGAGGAAAGGACCAUUGAAUUUAUGGAAAGACAAGGUCGCUCUGCUUCCAAAACUCCUCUUCUACUACAUCACCAUUCUCAUGACUACAAGGGAACUGUCAACCAUCCUUUCCCUCUCAAAUACUUCCUUAAACCCUGGAUACUUACCCGUCGCUUCUACCAAAUUGUCAAAUUUGGUAUUGUUCAAUAUAUGAUUAUCAAAUCUUUCACUUCUAUUAUGGCUGUCAUCCUUGAGGCCUUUGGAGUCUACUGUGAAGGAGAAUUUAAAUUGGGAUGUGGGUAUCCUUAUAUUGCAGUGGUUCUGAAUUUCAGUCAGUCGUGGGCAUUGUACUGCCUUGUACAAUUCUAUACUGUUACAAAGGAUGAAUUGGCUCAUAUAAAGCCAUUGGCCAAAUUUUUGACAUUUAAAUCUAUUGUGUUCCUUACUUGGUGGCAAGGUGUGGCAAUUGCUCUCCUAUAUACAUUUGGUUUGUUCAAAAGUCCCAUCGCACAAGGCUUGCAGUCUAAGUCAAGUGUCCAAGAUUUCAUCAUUUGCAUCGAGAUGGGCAUUGCUUCCAUAGUUCACCUGUAUGUGUUCCCAGCAAAGCCUUAUGAGCUAAUGGGAGACCGUCAUCCUGGAAGCAUUUCAGUUCUGGGUGAUUACUCUGCUGACUGUCCUCUUGACCCUGAUGAGAUUAGGGACAGUGAGAGACCCACAAAACUGCGUCUUCCUACAACUGAUGUCGAUGCCAAAAGUGGAAUGACAAUUAGAGAGAGUGUCCGUGAUGUUGUUAUUGGUGGUAGUGGAUAUAUUGUGAAAGAUGUGAAGUUCACAGUCCAUCAAGCAGUGGAGCCUGUAGAGAAAGGGAUCACUAGAUUCAAUGAAAAACUACACAGGAUCUCCCAAAACAUUAAAAAACAUGACAAAGAUAGAAGAAGAAUCAAGGAUGAUAGUUGCAUUGCCUCAUCAUCACCUGCGAGGAGGGUGAUUCGGGGGAUCGAUGACCCCCUCUUAAAUGGGAGUAUUAGCGAUAGUGGAAUAUCAAGGGCAAAGAAGCACCGUCGGAAAUCUGGAUAUACAAGUGCAGAGAGUGGAGGAGAGAGCAGUAGUGAUCAAAGCUAUGGGGCUUACCAGGUUAGAGGUCAUAGGUGGGUUACUAAAGAGUAAUGAAGGCUUUAUGUGGCAGCUUAUUGCAGUUUUCAUGUACCCAGCGCUGAGCUGAGAUGUAUUGAGAGGAAUAAUUUGUUAGAUAUGCUCAGGCUGGGUUUUAUAACAUGUUCGAUGCAUGAGUUCUGGUUGAAAUCUUUUUCCGUAUAGCAUUUUUUGUCAGAUGAAAUCAUGAUGUUCCUGUGUCAUUACUAUAAUGGGUCUUCUCUAUUUGUAUAGAGGUUUCUUCGCUGAUUAGUACCAAACAAGAAAUUUUCAACAGUUGCUAGAAUAAGUCAUGUGUUUGUCAGGGACAAUAUUAUCUGAUACUGGAACUGUUAUUUGAGGGGACAAUAUUAUGUGAUACUGGAACUGUUAUUUGAAGUAUGUCAAAGAAAGUGUUAUAUUUGAAUGUUAA